AUGACUCGACCCAGCCGCGUGGCAAAAGGAACGUUCUUCCUUGCCAACCUCGCCUUGAGCGGCAUCUCGAUCAUCCUGGGCAUCGCCGCCAACGGGCACGGACCGGUGGCCGUGGCCUUCCCCGUGGGAGUGGGCUCGAACUUGUUGAGCAACAUGGUGUUGCAGGACUCGAUGCUGGGAAUCGCGAAGUAUACGAAGAACAUGCGCGUGGGGACAUUGGUAUUGGCCAGUGCGGUGAUGAUCCUUCCUGACGUUGGAGGGGGACCAGCUGACUUGGCGGAAGAUGUCAACGUGCUCCAGCUUCUGACCACUCGCAAGGCGAUGUUGUUUGUCGGCGCCUGCGCCAUCGUCUUGAUAUUCGGCCUCUGGGGAGACUUGCGCGCAGCUGGGCAUCCACCAACGACUCCCUUCUAUUCGGGUAUGCUUUAG
Messenger RNA from Prorocentrum cordatum, 429 nucleotides. The record is from the annotation of a GenBank genome assembly. NCBI's taxonomy places the organism in Eukaryota, Dinophyceae, Prorocentrales, Prorocentraceae.